Sebastes umbrosus (honeycomb rockfish) is the source of this 2274-nucleotide messenger RNA. RefSeq names its product hyaluronan-binding protein 2-like. Gene Ontology annotation, biological process: blood coagulation; proteolysis. The coding region runs from base 80 to 1687 and encodes 535 amino acids. The transcript is spliced from 13 exons. NCBI's taxonomy places the organism in Eukaryota, Metazoa, Chordata, Actinopteri, Perciformes, Sebastidae. The record is from RefSeq and is a predicted model, not a curated record. Gene Ontology annotation, molecular function: calcium ion binding; serine-type endopeptidase activity.
CGAGGAGGUUUUUGGUAUUAAAGUCAAACUCUGAAUCUUCACUCUCCUACAUUGUGCUGAGAGUUUCACACACAGCACCAUGCUGACCACAGGGGCCCUGCUCAUAAUGAGCUUGAGUGUGCUCAGUGCACAUGGACAUGACCCGAAUCUGGAUGACUUUUAUGUUGACUAUGGGUAUGACUACACCACCGACGCCCCAGGCACUUAUUUUGACAUAAACGACUGGUUGUUUGACCUCAUGGACGAGUCCAAUGUUUGUGAUCCAAACCCUUGCUUCAAUGGUGCCGCGUGCCAAAGUAAUUCCGAUACAGAAUUCACAUGCACAUGUUCUGAGCCUUACAUAGGGAAGAGGUGCCAAAAAGUGAGAAAUGUUUGCGAGAAGGUCAGAUGUGGUCACGGUACCUGUGUCCUCAAUGUAACGAAACCCCCGUAUUAUGAGUGCAAGUGCAGACCUCCCUACCAAGGCACCGACUGCAAGACAUUGCCAACGUCCGCCUGUGAACCCAAUCCUUGCCAGAAUGGAGGCUCUUGCACAAAAGGGAACCGCCGCAUGCGCUGUUUUUGUCCUGAUGGAUAUACUGGGAAGUUCUGUGAAAUUGCUUCCACUGACUGCUAUGUGGGAGAUGGAGAGACAUACAGGGGUGUCGUCAGUAUAACAGAAGACGGGAAGGAGUGUCUGGACUGGCAUUCCCAUUUCAUUGUGUUAAACGGGGACGAUCCUUUCUCCACGUACUCAGACUUUACUGGACUGGAAUAUAACAACCACUGCAGGAACCCAGAUGGGGAUGACAAGCCUUGGUGUUACAUUAAAAAGCAAAGAAGCCUGGAGUGGGGUUACUGCAAAGUCAAGAAGUGCACUGAAGUCCCAGCCACUCCACCCACAUCAGUCCAACCACUGCCAGGCCCUGCCCAGUUCUCCCAGUGUGGGAUUACAUCCACGCCUCCUCGCAACAGCAGGAUUUUUGGGGGCAGCAAGUCUUGCCCCGGCGCCCACCCCUGGCAGGUGUCCGUGCAGACCAGACCCAAAGACACAACCAUUCCGUUUGACCACUUCUGUGGUGGGAUCCUGCUCUCGUCCUGCUGGGUCCUCACUGCUGCCCACUGCGUUGAAUCUGGUAAUGAUUACCAAGUGGUGCUGGGAGGAGUGAACGUCAACAUACAGGAAGAGAUGGACCAGACCAUCCCAGUAAUAGAAUCCAUUGUUCAUGAGAACUACAGGAACACUCCGGCCGCUCUUUACAACGACAUUGCGCUGCUUAAACUCAAAGUUACGGACAGCCCUUACUGCGCCAAGGAAACUCGCUUCGUGAAAACAGUGUGUCUACCAGACCAGGUCUUCCCAGCUGGAAAGGAGUGUGUGAUCUCUGGAUGGGGAGCCACUGAAACCCAGAGGUACAGCCCCCAGCUGUUGAACGCUCGUGUUUUCCUGAUCUCUGAUAAGAAGUGCGAAACUCCUGAGGUCUACGGAAAACGACUGGACGGCAGCAUGAUCUGCGCAGGGACUUUGCAGGGGGGCAUCGACUCCUGUCAGGGCGACUCAGGUGGACCUUUGGUGUGUGAGCGAAAUGGCACAAACUACAUCACCGGUGUGGUGAGCUGGGGAUUGGGCUGUGCUGAGAGGAACAAGCCUGGCGUCUACGCCAACGUGCACGCAUUUUCCAGCUGGAUCAAAAGCAAGAUGAACUGAACUACAUUAGUUCAAUAAUUCCGGCGCUGUUUUUCCCUGAAGAGAAAGACAGACGACAGCUCAGUUUGCCUUGAAAAAAAAACAGUUUAUUUGAUCAGCGAUAAAUCCAAGCAUUUACUCCCAGCCCAGCUUUGAGUUAAAAAGGGGGCACCGAUACGAACUCACGAAAGCUGAACCUGCCAGACACAUCAUUUCAGUCGGCCUAUACUUCUUUCUUCACUGAGCCUAGCUCAAAGUGCGCUAGAUUAGCAGACCUUGUAAGAAAACUGCAUUGCUUUGCAUGGCUGUGACAACAUUUGUGCCGUGAACUCGCAGCCUGUGUUCGUCUCUAAAGAUUAAAAAAAAAAAAAAAUGAUGAAAAAAUCCUCUGCAGUGCUGGCCAUCUUCUAAACACACUCAAUAUACAAAUUGCAAACUUUCCUUUUCAUAUUUCAAACGGCAUCACUUUUGUCCUGAAACAACCUGAAUUCAGUUUCUUGAUGUUUUUGCUUGAACUGGUGUUUAACGUGGUCCUUUAGAGGCGAUUUAACCCAUUCAAGUUCUGAUAAAAUGUCGAAAAAUACCUUGCAAUAAAUCUGAUAAUAAAG